UUCCAGUCGCGGGUGGGUUAGUGUACGAGGCAACGAAAUACAGCAAGCAUGACAUGAAGGUCGCCUUUAUUUAUUAGAAACUCGACCAUUUCUGCCUUUUUUUUUCUCUCUCUCUCUCGCUAUCAUAAUAUAAUAUGUGAUUUAGAGUGGAGUACGCGAAAGGAAACCGUCGGCCGUCAACGCGGGGGUUAGAGCUUGAUCAAUGCGUAGGCCGAAAGGGAGGCCUGUCAAACGGACAUCGGCGCGUCCAGUGCACGCGAUCUCUCUCUCUUAAAAAAAAUAAUGUCUACGAUCACCAUUUUUUCCCGACGCACAUGGCACCGACUUGGAAUACCACCUGAGAAUCUCCAAGAGCUUCGUUCAUUACCAAUCUUAGGUAAUCAAUCAAUAUCGUGAUCGCCUACGCUGUAAAUAGUGGGUAUAAAAUCAUGUCACUCGUUCACCUCGCUUCAUCAUUCCACGUUUGGUGGCAGGUGGUGAUAGAAGACUUGCAGAGGAGGAGAGAGAGAAAAGAUAGUGGUUAAUUUUCUUCAUUUUUCUGUGGAUGCAUGCAUUCUGGCUCCCAAUUCGUGCAUUUAUAUUCGAUUCUCCGUAUGACUGCAGAGUGAAGUACUGUCGUUGUCAUAGGUGGUAUAGGCCUUGAAUGGUGUUGGGUAGCCUGUUCGGGUAAAUCACACUGUGUCACACGUGAGGUGUGACUUGAAACGUUUGAAGCCGGCCGCGACCAAACAAACUUUGAAGUUCCUAUUCCUCUACCAUCCUUCUAAACCCCAGGACAGGUGUGUGUGUGUGUACUCGCUGACGGGUGAGUAUGCGUCAGGUGGCUCAAGCCCUCGGGUGGGGAGGUGUUUUCCGGGCUUUCUUAACCCUCGUGGUGGUACCAAACCUUACCGCCGAUGGGUUGCCACUGAACCCUAGCCGCAACUACAGAACUCUUGACGAGACAUCUCGGACAACAGAUAAAACGAACGAUUGGAACAAAUCUCCGGAGAUUUUGGGAAGGGUCUUUACAAUGCAAGAUGACCCAGCUUCGAAAGGCCUGGGCCAAUCGAUUGCAGAUCGUAGUGUCAUUGAAGAAGGUAAUUCCUUGGGGAUUGUAGCGACAUCAUGGUCAGUGAACAGGGACGAUAGCCAUGUCAUGGAUGAACUACCGACUAAAAUACUGAACAAAUCAACUCAUAAUCUGAUGAGGAGUGAAAAACGGACGUUAUUAUCUGAAUUGAACAUGAAGACGAACUUGCUGUCUCUCGUCGAAUCACUCAUGGCGCAGAGGAAGGGCGUCCAGACUUAUCUUCAAAGAAGUAGGAGGAAAAGAAGUCGGACAGCUCUGCGGUUCAGGCGGCGGUUGGGAACAGAUGAACAAACCAGUGCUAACAUUUCUAUUUUAAUUACAACUUAUCAGGGAUUAAAUUUAUCAUCGCCUUCAUCAUCAACAAUCAAUGACUCGAACAGUUCGGGUGGUGCCAAUUCGUCAUCAGAAUCGUCGUGGCCGUCGUCGUUGUCAUGGUCAUCCGCGUCGUCGACGUACCUGGAAGACGAUAUUCAUGUUAAUAGAACAAACAGUGUGCCUUACAACUUGGACAAUCGUAGGUUGCUUAGAAACAGAUCAAGCCAUUUCAAUAUCAGCAACUUUUUACGCAACACGAGAUGUCGUGUGAACAUUAGCGACUUGGCGCCAGAGAGCAAUGACACAUCUCGAAGUCGGACUAGAAGAGGAGUGGUGUCUGAAGGUUGUCAAGUACUUAAUGUUAAUCAUGGUUACAUCAGGGUUGAUCAAACUGGCCUUGUUACAACAACUUGGGAUGGGACUGAUAUAAACAGUAAGUGAUGACCUUUUCUUCAAUUCACAUUUUUAGUUUGACGUUUGCGUCAAUGAGUUGUGUUCGAGCCAUUUUGUAUAAUGUUUGCGCAUACGUCUGUUUAGCCUGACGCAAAGACUAGGCUCAUUCACAUUGUGAUUCUUUUAAAAGCCCAAAUGAAUGCAAUUCCCUAUUGUCAAUAACAAUGUAUUUCGCAUCAUUUCACUUUCGAUUUCAUUUCCCUUUCCCCUAUAUAGUCAAGCUUGUAUUAUCAAUGUGCAUUGACUUCGAUACAAGAAGGUAAAUUAUUUACUGUAGAGUAGGCCUCCCUGCAGUACUCUAUCUGAUAGGCAGCGUCUCCACCCCAUGCACAAUCGUCAUCAUCAUCAAUAUCAUCAUCUCCAUUAUCACUACCACCAUCACCACCACCAUCACUAUCAUUAUCAGUAUCAUAAUCAUCAUCAUCAUCACUAUCAUCAUCAUCAUCAUCUGGAUCCUGCAGACUUAACAAGCUUUGCUUUUUUAUGCAGGUUCCCUCACAUUUCACUCUUUUAAAUUGUCUUUAAUUCCAAAUCGCUAUUUUCUUUAAUUUGAAUUAAUUGUUAUUCCUUGUCUGAUUUGUAUUCUCAUUAGUUUUCUGAUAUUGUUUUCAUAUUGUUGUUUGUACUUGUGAAAUAUGUAAAAUAAAGUCAAAUCAAAUCAAAUCAUCACUAUCAUCAUCAUCAUCAUCAUCAUCAUCGCUAUCAUCAUCAUCAUCAUCACCAUCGGGGCGCGGUGUGUAUGUCACAUUGGGCUCUGCACAUCCGCGGAAAUGAACUCCUAGAAAUGUUGAAAGCAACCUAUGACUAGGAUUGAAGUAUGGAAUAAUUGUAAACAGAAAAACCCACAUAAUAUUUCAGAUGUGGAGAGCCCCGGGAGAGCCUAAACAUGGAUUUUAUCGUGUUUAUGUCUUGCAUGUUGUUUGGAGACAUCUUUCCGCGAAUCUUCCUACAGAUUCUCCAUAUCGCUGAAUUUCGUACCAUUUUCAAAUUUCUCGCAUUUCCUCGCCUCCAUGGUGACGAAAAAUUAUACUUUUUUACGCGUUUUCUGAAACGCUUCCUCAGUAGGUCCAUGGUGAGACAUACACCACGGCAUAAUCACCACCAUUAUCGUCCCCACUAUCAUCACCAUCAUCAUCAUCGCCACCACGACCAUCAUCAUCACCAUCAUCCCAUCAUUAUCACCAUCUCAUCGUCAUCAUCAUUAUCACCUAUAUCAUCUCAUCGUCAUCAUCGUCAUCAUCGCCACCACCACCAUCAUCAUCUGAUCACCAUCACCAUCAUCAUUAUCAUCAUCAUUAUCAUCAUCAUCUUCAUCACCACUAUCAUCUCAUCGUCGUCAUCAUCAUCAUCUUCAUUAUACCACUAUCAUCUCCUCAUCAUCAUCUUCAUCACCACUAUCUUAUCAUCGCCGUCGUCAUCAUCAUCAUCAUCAUCACCACCAUCAUCACCAUCAUCAUCAUCACCAUCAUCAUCAUCCUCACCAUCAUCAUCAUCCUCACCACAUCAUCUUCACCAUCAUCAUCAUCAUUACCAUCAUCAUCACCAUCAUCACAACCAUCCUCACUAUAAUCGCUUUUGUCGAACGUUAUAAUAAUUUGUAUAUUCUGUAGAGGAAUCUAGCUAUUUCGUGAACUUGAACUUUUAUACCAUCCAACCAAGGCUACUUAUGACUGCAAAGCAAUAUCAGGCGAUUACAAGAUACUGCAAAAAUGUCUCUAGAAAUGAAUAAUAUCAAACUAAAGAUACUAAACUUCGGUUAACAUAUGAAUCUAAGGAAACAUGUGAGAAUAAAUCUGCAGUUUUCUCUUUUAGGUACAAUAAAUAAAACUGCGACUUGAGCCUCGAUCCCACACACUUCUAAUUGAGAAAAUAGAAAAUACCACAAGUC
Messenger RNA from Lytechinus pictus (painted urchin), 3728 nucleotides. RefSeq lists its product as uncharacterized. Lineage: Eukaryota; Metazoa; Echinodermata; Echinoidea; Temnopleuroida; Toxopneustidae. Bases 812 to 1828 code for a protein of 338 amino acids. The transcript has a single exon. The record is from RefSeq and is a predicted model, not a curated record.